GCCGGCCAGGAGGAAUGACACUAACUCUAGCGGCUUGAUGGUGAAGUCGUCCAGCUUUCCAACAUAGCCUAUGCUCUCCAGAAGCUGGGCUAACUGACUGAAAGAGACUGCUCUCCGCCACAGCCGUCUCGGACUACAGUCGCGAAGGAGCAGGAGUGCAGGGACUGCGGACAGAAGGUGAUCUCAGUACUUUUAUCGCAUGCUCAUACAUCCCGAUGACUGAUGGCUCACAGCCUUUCGUACGCCACGGGGACUCUUCCAGUUCAAUGUACUCCCCUUUGGCCUCAAAAACACACCCAGCGAGCUCCAGCUCUACAUCAAACGCGUGCUUGGCCACACCUUGGGCGAUGAAGUCACAAUACACAUCAACAACAUCCUCAUUCACUCCUUGGACCGCGCACGGUGGGCAGCAGUCACACAACAAGUCAUCAUGCUUUUGAACAGCACACAAAUAAAGAUCAACACAGAGAAAUCCCAGUAUCUCGUCAGUUCCGUUGAUUCCUACAGUUACAUUUAUGGGCACGGCAGGAUACAGCCGAUCUGCAGAACCGAGACAGUCAACGACUGGCCUACCCCGAAGAAAAAAACACGUUCAGGCAAUUCUCGGGUUCGAGAACCAUUUUCGGGGCCACGCCUUGGGCCUUGCGUAUACGACGCAGCCCCUGUACGCCUUAACUUGGCCCUCCAGCCUUGGCAGUGGACGACGACAACCAGAACAGACCCCUGCGAAAUCACGACCGACGCGAGCCUCUUUGCUAAUAGCGCCAUCUUAUCACGAACGGUCAUCGUCACCACCAUCAUCUCCCGGUCGUUGACAAAAGAGGAAAGGAAUUACGACGCAGCUGGACGGGAGCUGCUUGGAGUUGUAUAUUCAUUAUAUAUUGUUACCCAAGUUGAUGCCCAACAGUCUCAGCUUCAGCAGGCCGCUUUUGGCAGUAACCCUCCAUUGAGCCUAGCCAUGCCUCGCUACAGCACAGCCUUGGAUAUCUACAAUCUUGAUUGGUCCGCUAGGCACUCAUUUAUGUAGCUCAGGCGCAACUUUACUUUAUCAUACUACAUAUAGGUCCACCUUUGUCAGAUUCACUUUGAGACAAAACAAUAGGCAAUCCGCGUUGGUUUCUGCGUGGACAGGAUGGAAGAAAUGCAUUCACUGUGCAGUGCAGAUAUAGCUUAAGGAAGACGGUUUAUAGUAGCAGACCUUCAGUGCGGAUAGAGACAAAGGUACGCCACCUUAAUUGUGGAAAGCUUUGGCAAGGCUGC
Aspergillus novofumigatus IBT 16806 is the source of this 1260-nucleotide messenger RNA. RefSeq lists its product as uncharacterized. The coding region runs from base 431 to 1027 and encodes 198 amino acids. The transcript has a single exon. NCBI's taxonomy places the organism in Eukaryota, Fungi, Ascomycota, Eurotiomycetes, Eurotiales, Aspergillaceae. The record is from RefSeq and is a predicted model, not a curated record.